CGUGAAUCAUAGUAUUAUUAAUCACGUGAUUGUCAAUAUAUAUUUUCCUUUCCUUGUAUGAGUUCAGUAUGUGGUAACAUUGAACCACACAAAGUAGUAGCUAUGCUUGUAAUCAAUGACUUGAUUUUUUUUUCUAAUCUUUAAAAUAUGAUCAUAGUGGUAAUGUUUAAAAAAUGAUGGAUACUCCAACGCAUAUAAAUGUAUCAAUAAACGACAGCAUCGAUGACAGUGUUGAUAAUUGUGCAAAUGAUUGUGAAAAUGAUAGAGAAAAAUUAUUAAAACCAAGAAAUAAUUUUGCAUCAUACUCGAAUGAAGAUGUUAAUAUUAGAUUUCGAAAAGAUGGUAAUGUGUCAUCACAAAGUAUUGUGGACACAGUUUCUAAUAAUCUAAGAAGACUUAAUACCGAAGAAAUACUUCCUGGUGCUACCAAUUUUUUAUCAAGUAAUUAUGAGAGUUUGGAUUAUGAUCCCUGUGAGAAUCAUCUUCUUCAAGAUGAAGAAAGAAAAAAAGGUUACAAGUUUGUAGUUAAAAAGAAUUUUGCUAGAUGGUUUAUUUUUUUAUUAAUAGGUAUUUGUACAGCGCUUAUAGCUAGUUUUGUAAAUAUUUCUAUAGAAGAAUUAACAAAGCUAAAGUAUGGUCGUUUGAAAUUUUAUAUGGAUCAAUGUGUAGCAAGAAAUUGUUUAUGGUUACCAUAUUUAUUAUGGUUAGCUUUAAAUUUUGCACCUGUUUUAAUAGGUGCAAUUUUAGUAUCUUAUGUGGAACCUGUUGCAGCAGGUAGUGGUAUUCCUCAAGUGAAAUGUUAUUUAAAUGGAAUUAAAAUACCUCGAGUUGUGCGUAUUAAAACAUUAGCAGUAAAAACUAUAGGAGUAAUUUGUACAGUAGUUGGAGGUUUAGCUGGUGGAAAAGAAGGACCUAUGAUACAUUCUGGAGCUGUGAUAGCAGCAGGAAUAUCACAAGGAAAAAGUACUACAUUUAACAAAGAUUUAAAGAUAUUUAAAUAUUUCAGAGAAGAUCAUGAAAAACGAGAUUUUGUAUCUGGAGGUGCAGCCUCUGGUGUAUCUGCAGCAUUUGGUGCACCAAUUGGAGGAGUACUAUUUAGUAUCGAAGAAGGAACUAGUUUUUUUAAUCAAAGUCUGACUUGGAGAACAUUUUUUGCUAGUAUGAUCACAACAUUUACGUUAAACAUUAUUCUUAGCACAUAUCAUAGACGACCUGGUGACCUUUCUUAUCCAGGCUUACUAAAUCUUGGAAAAUUUGAGACAAUACCCUAUCAGAUUUAUGAAAUUCCUCUGUUCAUGCUAAUGGGAACAAUUGGUGGACUUUUGGGUGCUUGUUGGAAUCAUUUAAAUUAUAAAAUUACCUGUUUCCGUUUAAAAUACAUAAAAAAAAAAUGGUUGAAAGUAAUAGAAGCUCUCAUAGUUGCUGCAUUAAGUGCAACAAUAGGAUUUAUCAUGAUCUAUUGUCUGAAAGAUUGUAAACCAUUAGGACAGGAUCCUACCAAAUUUCCCAUUCAAAUGUAUUGCAAUGAUGGAGAAUAUAGUGCUGUAGCAGCUUUGUGGUUUCAAACACCAGAAAGUAGUGUACGAUCUUUAUUUCAUGAUCCUAAAGGCUCUCACAAUGAUAUCACUUUAGCUAUUUUUGUUGUUCUCUAUUUUCUUCUGGCUGUUGCUACUUUUGGUCUGUCCAUGUCUAGUGGUUUGUUUAUUCCAUCCCUAUUAAUUGGCGCUGCUUGGGGUAGAUUAAUUGGAUCAGGACUUUCAAGACUUUUUCCAAAUUGCGUUGUUUUAAAUCCUGGAAAAUAUGCUUUAUUAGGUGCAGCUGCUCAAUUAGGAGGAGUAGUUAGAAUGACGAUAAGUUUAACCGCGAUAUUAAUAGAAGCUACUCAAGGAAUAUCUUUUGGCUUGCCACUUAUAAUAGUUCUUAUAAUGGCUAAAUGGGUUGGGGACUUUUUCAAUGAGGGAAUUUAUGAUAUUCAUACACAAAUGGCUGGAAUUCCUAUAUUACCAUGGGAAGCCCCGCCAUUAUCAAAUAAUAUUUAUGCUAGUGAAAUAAUGAGUCAUCCAAUAGUAACACUAAAAACAGUAGAAAAUGUAGGACAUAUAAUAGAACUUCUGAAAUGUGUAACAUUUAAUGGAUUUCCCGUGGUUGAUCCUCCUAGUAGUGAUGAAAUUGAAAUACAUUCAUAUGGACGAUUUCGAGGACUAAUUUUACGCUCUCAAUUAAUAGUGUUAUUGCAAAACAAAAUUUUUAAUAAAAACCUAGAUUAUUGGGACAGAUCAUUAAGUAUUAAAAUAUUCAGAAAAGAAUAUCCUAGAUAUCCAACAAUCGAUCAAGUAACUGUAACUGAAGAAGAGAAAACUUAUACGAUAGAUUUAAGGCCUUUCAUGAAUCCUUCUCCUUAUACAGUACAGCAUUCUGCAACACUGCCACGAACAUUUAGACUUUUUAGAGCUCUAGGUCUUCGACAUUUACCAGUAAUCAAUGAUACAAAUGAGGUAAUUGGGAUUAUUACAAGAAAGGAUGUUGCCAGAUUUAGGAUAUGGAAACAUAGAGGAAAUAUGGGAUUAGAUGAACUUUUAAUUACUGAUAAAAUUUAAUUUUAAUUUUUUUAGAUACAAAAUUUAAUUUAUGAAAAGAAAGCUUAUAAUGUAUAAUUAUAUGUAUAAAUAUUGUUUUCUUAUAUAUAUAAGAAAAAAGAUUUUUAUAUUCUUCAGCAAAGAAGAGGAAGACAAAAAAAAAACAAAAUCAAUUAUAUUAAUUAUUCACAAACAAUUGCCAGCCUAACCAUGACCAUAAUUUAAAAAAUAAGAAUACUGGCAGAAUUACUAGCAAUAAAAGAAAAUAAUAUUCA
Messenger RNA from Apis mellifera (honey bee), 2851 nucleotides. RefSeq names its product H(+)/Cl(-) exchange transporter 7 (gene ClC-b). Lineage: Eukaryota; Metazoa; Arthropoda; Insecta; Hymenoptera; Apidae. The record is from RefSeq and is a predicted model, not a curated record. Gene Ontology annotation, molecular function: voltage-gated chloride channel activity. The transcript has 12 exons. Gene Ontology annotation, cellular component: lysosomal membrane; intracellular membrane-bounded organelle. Gene Ontology annotation, biological process: chloride transport; transmembrane transport. The coding region runs from base 174 to 2597 and encodes 807 amino acids.